Molecule: messenger RNA, 957 nt
Organism: Durio zibethinus
Lineage: Eukaryota; Viridiplantae; Streptophyta; Magnoliopsida; Malvales; Malvaceae
Source: RefSeq, a predicted model, not a curated record
UUUUACGCAAGACUCGUUGUUCCCCUUGGUUCACGGAUUGCAUAGCAAUGUGAAAAUUCCUACGGUAAAUUCUGACCCAAACAAUUCCUUUUUGCUAGUGUAUAUACAUGAUAGAGUCCAACCUUUCUGAACAAAGUAAUAGUUUUCAUGGAAAUUGCUGGUAUUUUAAAGCCUACCAAAUGGUUCUCAAACAAGGGUUUAAGAUUAAGCCUUCCUCGCCUUCGCUCAAAAUCCAAAUCGUCGACCUCCUUGCCACCAUCACCAACUGUCGUUGCAGCAACACUUGAUAAAACCAAUAAAGAAGAAGAGCUUAAAAAAGUUUUUGGUCGGUUUGAUAGUGAUGGAGAUGGUAAGAUUUCGAGCGAGGAACUCAGUGCUUACUUCGCAUCCAUAGGCGACAACAUAUCGAGAGAUGAAGCUCAAAGGGCUAUCAAAGAUUUUGACAACAAUGGGGACAACUUGCUGGAAUUCAAGGACUUUGUCAAGUUGAUGGAAGGAGAUAACGAGGGUGAUGAUAUUAAGGGAGCGUUCGAGCUGUACGAAGUUGACAAAGGUAGUGGGUGCAUCACGCCGGUGGGAUUGCAGCAGAUGCUUAGUCGUCUAGGGGAUGUGAAAUCGUUUGAAGAGUGCGUUGCCAUGAUUCGAGUGUUUGAUCUUGAUGGCAAUGGAGUGCUUGACUUCCAUGAAUUUCAACAAAUGAUGAGAGGUGAACCAUAGAAAAAAGUAAGUGUAAUUAGAGUGUAAUUCCCCAUGGGGCCAGGGCCUAUAUGUUUAAUUCUGUAGCAUACAUUAUCCUAGGCAUUAGCUUGCUUUUUGUGGCUAAUUUUUCCAUUGAAAAUAUGUAUGGAGGGACCUUGUGAAUUUAAUACUUCAUGUACUAGUAAGUAGUACAUCAGUAUUUUUAAGUGCUUUUCUGAAGUUUUUGUGCUAUUUGGUUAUGGUUGUUAAUAUCAUGAA